Messenger RNA from Pseudomyrmex gracilis, 794 nucleotides. RefSeq lists its product as uncharacterized. The transcript has 5 exons. Bases 96 to 659 code for a protein of 187 amino acids. NCBI's taxonomy places the organism in Eukaryota, Metazoa, Arthropoda, Insecta, Hymenoptera, Formicidae. The record is from RefSeq and is a predicted model, not a curated record.
AGUCUUAUGAGACAUUAGGGAAAAAAUAACAUGACAAGCCGCGAAGCUAUAUUUUAGUUUGGUUUUUGUUUCUUUUUUGUAAAUUACAUGCAUACAUGUGUAACAUGGAAGAUAUAGAACGUUAUAUAAAAAUCAUACACCAACGAAGAAUCGCUACUCAACGCGAGUUGGACAGUCUUCGUGAAGAAUCUGAUGAGCAUAAGAAGUUGAUGAAAACACUGCAAAACAUGAAAAAAGAAAGAGAAGAAUGCAUGGAGAAUAUUGCAAAAAAUCUUAAAACAAUUACAGCGCAGAAACACACAAUACACAAACAUAUACAUUCCUCAAAGGAUAUUUCAGGCAUGCCUAUACCCCAUAGUUACACAGAAGAUAUGAGAAUGAUGUUCACUGAUACAAUUGAAUUUUUGAACAACAUGGGAGAUACUUUUAAAACAUUCAGUAAUGCAAGGGAGAAUAAUGAUCCUACAAAACUGAUUAAAGAUGUGAUAACAUGCACAGAAGCUGCAGAAAGUAAUUUAUAUCAAACCAAAUGUCACAUUACACAGCUAGAAACAUUGAAGGAAGCAACAAAGAAAUGCCAACAACAUAUUUUUAACAGUAUUGAUAGUAUUGAAGAUGAAAGUUUAGAUUUUAGUGUAAACGAUGAGCCACCUGAGUGAAUCAACUACAAAAUAACAGGUUUAUUGCAAAUGUUUAUUGUCCGUUAUUUAAAAUACAAAACAGUUUUCGAGUAUCCUUGUGUAAGAAGUAUGUGUAAUGUCCUAUUACAUUUUCUAUAAAAGUUUUUCUUGGCA